This is a messenger RNA of Paramacrobiotus metropolitanus, 1828 nucleotides long. RefSeq lists its product as uncharacterized. The coding region runs from base 493 to 1596 and encodes 367 amino acids. The record is from RefSeq and is a predicted model, not a curated record. The transcript has 8 exons. Lineage: Eukaryota; Metazoa; Tardigrada; Eutardigrada; Parachela; Macrobiotidae. Gene Ontology annotation, molecular function: zinc ion binding.
CCGAUAAGAAUCAAAAGAUUUUGUGAUUUUAUCAGAGCGGACCAUGUCUUCCUUAAUCCACAAUGGUUUCGGUCGUCACAGAAUGGACUUAUUUCUAUUGUAUCUCAUCCUUCCGCUGGAGCUCGUUGCCGGUGUAAUCCGGGUUUACCAGAACGAUUUCGGCAUCCAGGCCUCCUCCCCAGUUUGUGCCAUUUAUGAUGAUCAGCAGAUUGUUCCUGGAGCACAACCUCCGACGUAUCCUUGGGUAGCCCUGAAAAUACCCACUCCGGCCGACGCUUGCAGAAUCUUCCCAGCACCAUACCCGCGACGGUUUAGUGGGACACAGGGAAAGGGAAUCCCGAGAAUGAUAUUGUUGAUGGACGACAGCGAGUGCCAGGUUGAAAGAGGUUGGAAAGCCGGCGGUUAUGGAACUGGACCGGACGACGAUUUUUACACCAAAAUCCUGAAGGCACAAAAUCUCGAUUACGUUGGAGCCAUUACGUGUAUCCCAGGAUGACCGUCUUGCACCAGCCGCUUCCCUUCAGUUUCAAUCUCUCCGACCCGGGCCAGAUGUCGGCUACGUGGCUCUCCCGUCAUUACGCCUUCCCCAUUCCCGUGCCAACCGAAAUGGCGAAAAUAAUCCGGAUUCCCGUGCAUUUCGUCAGUUAUGACCAGGCCAUGAUGUUGAAGCAAUAUGCAUACAACGGUCAAGAUAUUCCAACCGGAUUCCAUUUUGACUUAACACCACCGGCGCGCGGGAUGACACAAGUGGUCUCUGGCGCCGAUAAACUGGGAAACACCUACCAGACGACUACAAGCGCAACUGCCGAAUUCGUUUCCCCGGACCGGAGCAAGUUUUUCCGGUCACAACGCAGACCGGAUGCUACAGAGCCGACUCGAACAACACCCACCUUUGAUUAUACAAAUUACUCCAACCUCCAGUCUUUACGGCAGUAUACACCGUGGAUCGAUGAUUCUCGUGCUUUUCCAACGAUGAACCCGGCAUGGAUGACCGCCACUCCGAGUCCGCUAUACAUAUCACCGGACACGUUUGUCAACUGGUAUCUUGCGAUGACCCUUUUCCUGAUGGUUCUCAUCGCCCUAUUGCGGUACACCUGCAAACACCUGCGAAAAAGGCGACCAGUUUUGCCAGUCGCUGCCCCAGUUUUGCCGGUUGCUGCCGAAACGGUCAACCGUCCAGGAAGGAUUACGGAACGUCUGCAUCGAACCGACGAAGAGAUCGCGCAAAUUCUGGCGGCUCGCGAGGAAAUGGUCUAUCGGUUGAUUUUCACGCUCAUUGCGCAAGAGCAGGCAGCUGAAGAGCGACAACGCCUGACAGCCACCGAUACACCGCUCAGCGCUGGGGAAAUGGAACAGCUCCCGCGCACCGAAAUCACCGGGCCUUCGGACGAUAUCUGCCCCACGUGCCAACAGAAUUUCACGGAGGGCGAGCUGAAGAUUGUCCUACCUUGCACGCAUGUUGGACAUGAAGCGUGCUUGACAACAUGGCUGACGACGUAUUCCCGCAAGUGUCCGGUGUGCCGGCAGCCUGUUUUUGUGGAUGAUACUGCGGGAUCGCCACCGAAUUCUGAUGUAUUACUGGAUGUGGAUACUUGAUCGUGAAUUAAACUGUUUCUCGGAGGGAUUUUCGUGGUUGUUGGGUGUGAUCUCGAAUUUUUUGUUGCUCAUUGGUGAAUUUCCUGUGAAAGAGGCGAUGGCGUUCUGUGUUACGCGGACUAUACUUAUUUUGUUUUAUUUUAACAAAGUGCUUGAACUUACUGUUGCCGGGGCCCGGAUGUGUUGAGGUUUUGUACUGGAAUUCUGUAAGUUUAGCGAAGAAAAUAUCGAU